AUGCUGCCCUACUCCGACUAUCCGCCCACCAUGCCUUCCAACGACUUUGACCUCUACCCUUCGCAAGAGUCUUACUAUCCUUCCACGACCUCAUACUCCUACACCACCUAUGAUGCUCACGCCUCGCUUCACGCCUUCUCCCACGUCCCCAGGUCACAGGAUCUGUCUUCCAUGUACACGUUCAAGGCAAACCACCUCCCCUUCAGUCCUCUGGCAUCGCCGGCAUCUGGCGCACAGUCUUUCGAAUGCCCGCCGCAGCUCUCUACCGUGUCAGAGUCCACCGCCUCCGCACAGAGCACUUCUUCUUCGGCCGUCGGAUCGCCAUCAAUGAACCACCAAUUCCUCGAGCCGUGGAGCGUCGUGGGUCAGGGGCUCGGCCAAGGCCUGGCUCUUGAGAGCGAGCCCUUCUCUGCUUUCACAUACAACGGCAUCGCGGCGAACGAAAAGAUGUCCACUGGUUGUGUUGACCCCACUUUGAUCAAUCCUUUCCAAUCACCAAUCCAAUACGACAACCUCAACACCCCCUACUUCCAGAGUUUCGUUGAGCAGCCGCCGUCACCUGCACCGUCGACCAGCUCGAGCCGCAGCAACAACAUCUCCAGCAUCUCCAGCUCAAGGGGCUUCAAGCGCUCUGGCAGCCAGUCGCCCCGCGUCGGCGGUUACUCCUCUCAACUAUACCCCCCUGCCUACAACACCGCUCGCCGACCCUCUGUUUCCUCGAUCCACUCGCGACAGUCCCAGACCAGCCGGCGCAGUGGCAGUUUCGAGCUCGAUGAGGAGACCAAGGAGAAGGGCCUGUGCCCCAUCGAGGGCUGUGGCCGUGUCUUCAAGGACCUCAAGGCACACAUGUUGACGCACCAAACGGAGCGUCCCGAGAAGUGCCCCAUCGCGAGCUGCGAGUACCACCUCAAGGGCUUCGCACGCAAAUAUGACAAGAACCGCCACACGCUAACCCACUACAAGGGCACGAUGGUGUGUGGCUUCUGCCCAGGCUCUGGCUCCGCAGCGGAGAAGAGCUUCAACCGGGCUGACGUCUUCAAGCGGCACUUGACUUCGGUGCACGGCGUCGAGCAGACGCCGCCCAAUAGCCGCAAGAAGUCUCCCUCGUCCGCCAAGAAGGGCUUCGCUUCGACGCAGAGCUCUGCUGGUACCUGUUCCACCUGCUCCGUCACCUUUGCCAACGCGCAAGAGUUUUACGAGCAUCUCGACGACUGUGUGCUGCGCGUUGUGCAGCAAGCAGACCCCUCGGAAGCCAUCAACCAGAAGCUGCUGUCUUCGGUUGCGGAUGACAAGGAUGUCAAGGCCACGCUGGACAGGCACUGCUUGCCGCACGACACGGACUACACGACGGCCGUGUAUGACGAGGACGAGGACGAGGACGAGUACAUUGACAACGACGACGCCAACGACGACACUUAUGGCUGCCGGCCACGCAAGAAGCGCAACAUGGGUUCCUCAUCAAGCUCCACGGACCAGAGCAACAGCACGUCGCCGCCCAAAUCGUCGCGGCACGGCAAGCCCGGGCUCACGUACUCGCGCGGCGGGGUGCCGCUCUCGGCGUCGGCCCGCAAGAAGCGCAAGCACUACCCCGUGUCGUGGGGCGCGAGCACGGAGCGCAUGAAGAUGAAGAAGCGCGUGCUGUGCGUGUACGACGGGCAGCGGCGGCUGUGGAAGGACGACAUGAUGCUGGACCAGGCGUUUGAGGUGCGGCUGCGCCUGCCGGGCGGCGACGGGAAACAGUACGUGACUGACCUGGACGUGCAGACGCUGAAGCGCGCCGAGGCGCUGCAUGCCAUGCCUGAGGAGGACAAGGAUCCGAUCAGAUCUUGA
This is a messenger RNA of Aplosporella prunicola CBS 121167, 1830 nucleotides long. RefSeq lists its product as uncharacterized. Lineage: Eukaryota; Fungi; Ascomycota; Dothideomycetes; Botryosphaeriales; Aplosporellaceae. The transcript is spliced from 4 exons. The record is from RefSeq and is a predicted model, not a curated record. Bases 1 to 1830 code for a protein of 609 amino acids.